This is a messenger RNA of Pygocentrus nattereri (red-bellied piranha), 3655 nucleotides long. It is a transcript of the gene sdf4, whose product is annotated as stromal cell derived factor 4. Gene Ontology annotation, molecular function: calcium ion binding. Gene Ontology annotation, biological process: calcium-ion regulated exocytosis. The record is from RefSeq and is a predicted model, not a curated record. NCBI's taxonomy places the organism in Eukaryota, Metazoa, Chordata, Actinopteri, Characiformes, Serrasalmidae. Bases 1 to 1071 code for a protein of 356 amino acids. Gene Ontology annotation, cellular component: endoplasmic reticulum. The transcript is spliced from 6 exons.
AUGUCCACCAGAAGCAGAGCCCGAAGCGGGCACCUGACUGUUGCCUCCGUCGCCCUGCUUAUCUUUCUGUUGGUGGACGUGAACGCGCGGCCCGCGAACUUCUCCGUCCACAAGGACAAAACCCCGGACAGUAAAGAGACGAACGAGAUCCUCCCUCCCGACCACCUGAACGGAGUCAAAAUGGAGAUGGACGGCCACCUGAACAAAGACUUCCACCAAGAAGUGUUCCUGGGGAAAGAAAUGGAGGAGUUUGAGGAGGACUCUGAGCCCAGGAGGAACAGAAAGAAGCUCAUUGAAAUAUUUACCAAGGUUGAUAUCAAUAAAGACAGAAGUGUCAGUGCUAAAGAGAUGCAGCGAUGGAUCAUGGAGAAAACAGAGGAGCACUUCCAAGAGGCAGUUAGAGAAAAUAAACUCAGCUUUCGUGCUGUGGACCCAGAUGGAGAUGGAUAUGUAACAUGGGAUGAAUACCGGGUGAAGUUUUUGGCCAGCAAAGGCUUCAAUGAGAUGGAAGUGGCUGUGAAGAUAAAGAAUAAUGAUGAACUCAAAGUGGAUGAGGAAACCCAGGAGGUUUUGGAAAGUCUGAAGGAUCGCUGGUUUCAGGCAGAUAACCCUCCAGCUGACCAGCUGCUGAAUGAGGAGGAAUUCCUCUCCUUCCUCCAUCCAGAGCACAGCAGAGGCAUGCUCAAAUACAUGGUCAAGGAGAUCAUCAGAGACCUAGAUCAAGAUGGAGAUAAAGAGCUGACUCUGUCUGAGUUCAUCUCCUUGCCCAAGGGGACAGUAGAGAACCAACAGGCUCAGGACAUUGAUGAUGACUGGGUCCGCGAGCGGAAGAAGGAGUUUGAGGAGGUUAUUGAUGCAAAUCAUAAUGGCAUAGUCACUAUGGAAGAGCUUGAGGAGUACAUGGAUCCCAUGAAUGAGUACAACGCCCUGAACGAAGCGAAGCAGAUGAUUGCUGUGGCUGACGAGAACCAGAACCACAGCUUGGAACUGGAGGAGAUUCUCAAGUACAGCGAGUACUUCACUGGCAGCAAGCUCAUGGACUAUGCCCGCAACGUGCAUGAGGAGUUCUAGGACAUUCUCCUCAAUCCCUCAAAAAUGAGAGAAAAGAAAAAAAAAAAAAAAACAGAAAACUAAACAAAUCUUACUCCGCCCAACAGAUAAACAGGCAGACAUAUGUACAUACAUUCCCAAGGAUUGGGUACGUUUUUGUCUGCCAAGGUUUGGAUUGACCCAUUGGAGUGAAAGUGUGUGUGUGUGUGUGUGUGUGUGUGUGUGUGUGUGGUUGCUUGAAGUAGUGCCUGGAAUGCUGUGUGUGUUAAAGUCUGUCCUGUGUCUCAGUGCAAAGCAUUGAGAUGUUUAUGAUAUUCCUCCUUUAUAAUUUCAUGCAGCCCACCUCAACUCUGUCGGGUUCUGCCUUCUAUUGGAGCUGCUCUUGUUCAAACACUGUGUUUCAUGGCUUUUCAGCUCAUUUUAGACACUGUGUCACUUUGUCAGUUAUUUUGGGAAAUAUGUGUAUAUGAGGAGUUUAGUGGAGGAAAUAAUGGCUUUGAGGUGAACCAGGUAAGUUUUCCUCAAAGUGUAAAAAAAAAAUUGCAAACAUUAGAAGUGAUGCGUUAGAAAAUUAUGUAAAUAAUAUUGUUUCUGUGGAAAUGCCAUGAUAUACAUCCCUUAGACUCCCACCAGGAAUUGCUGGUGAUCGUCUAAAGUUACUGUUUUCACCAAGGUUUUGCAUCUUGAGCUGGGGACAGUUCAAGGGCCAACAACAAUAUAAGAGAACAAUAAUGCCAAAAGUGUAAAAUUGUAACAUGUAAUGUGUGUAUAUAUGCAUUAUAAAUUACCUAUCAGACUGUUGCAGUCAAUUAAAUCAGAUUAAAUAUGUCUAGAAAAGUAGUUGCAUAGAUAAUGUGUAGUUUUCUGAAUUGAGAAAAAUCCUAACUGAUUUGUUUUUCAGUUUUUCUGCAUAAUUUCAGUGGCUGAGAUGUUAAUAGAGCCAAAGUGGUUUGAUGUGAAAUUGUGCAUUGAGAAACAUACUAACUGUACACAUACAGCCCUUAUAUUUAUUCUCUUCUGUCUUCUGAGUUUAUAUAAAGUCUUGACAAUGGUACAAUAGCGAUUAUUAAUUACCCCCCCCCCUCUCAUAGGUUUUCAUAGGUAUGGUUAAGGCCAAAACCUUACCUCAAAAAUGGUGUCUGGUUUCUGGCAUAAUGCAGUGUAUUUGAAACCAGUUCAGGUAAUGCCUUUGUGAGGUUUCAAGUCCCAUUAAACACUGACAUCUUGGGCUUGGUUAAUUUAUCUAUAAUGGCUUGUUUCACACCAAACCACUGUUACUUUAUUUAAAUCUAAAGCUUUUAAUUAUGAAGAAAAUUUGGGAAAAAUAAAUCUGUGUAAUUCUCUUAACUGGCCGCUGUUAUUUGCACAUUGAGACAAAAACUAUGGACCGAAAGUCCAGCUACUCUUAGAGAAACUUUAUUUUAAUGGCAACUUUAUACGAUGCAGCUCUUUAUUCAUGGCACAUUCAAGGGCAUCCAUCAGCCUUUUAUCCUUCAGAGGUGGUGGUGUCUGGGCUGUUGUGAGAGAUUUCUGAUUGAUUUUCUGGCAGUGAAUCUGAGAGAGGUUGAUCUGGAACCAGUUGGUUUUAUUCUCAGUAGAAAUAAACAGCAUAGCAGCUCUGGUACCAUAUUAAUAGCUCACUUGUCUUUUUUUAACUUGGGAUGCAAAAUGGAAAACCAACCUGGAUGUUUUUGUUUCUCUUCAAUAGGAUUCACCAUACGCUAUAUGUCCAAAAGUUUAUAGGCACAUGCUCAUCUAGCAUUUCUUCUGAAAUCAAGAGUACUAAUAUGGAGUUUGUUCUCUUUUGCCCCAGUAACAGCUUCUACUUUUCUGGAAAGGCUUUACAUGUUGGGACACUGCUGUGUGGAUUUGAUUGCAUUCAGCCACAAGUGGGGUCAGAUACUGGUGUUGGGUGAUUAGUUCUGGAUCAGGAACACCAACGUAUCCCAAAGGUAUGGGAUGCAGUUAUGUCCCUCCAGAGAACACAGUUGCACUGCUCUUCAAUCCAGUACUGGGUGGCUUUAUACCCCUCUAGUUGGUGCUGGUCAUUGGACACGGUGACCUUAAACCUGUGUGCAGAUGUUCCAGAGCAUCACAUUCUAUUGGCAGCUUCGCUGAGGAGAUUAUACAAGCUGUGUUGGCGUAGUUGUACAUUAGAAGGGGUGUCUGGAUACUUUUGGACAUAUAGUGUAUGUCAAACUCUUAAAAUUGGUCUAAAAUCUUGUGCAUUAACUCUUUCAGCACUUACUAUAAACAAAUUGGAAUAUUUAGGUGGUGAAAUAAAUAUUUUUUUUAAUUAUCCAAGCAGAACCUCAUGUAAUGUGGAGAAACUGAUGCUUUGCUAAGAGCUGGUUUGAUUUGUGUUUUGAUUCUGUACUCAUACACUCUGCUUUCUUGGCUUUGUAUUACCUCCUUGUGCAUGAUAUGAUUUGAUGAAGCCAUCGAUGUACAGUGUAUUGACAGUAUAACACCCUCAUCCUGUGGAACUGCUUGAUUUAAAGCCAUUCGUUUGAGCCAUUUUCCGAUACUUCCUUCGAGUUGCUGAAUGUCUUGGAAGCUUUGAAAUUCAUUGUAUUGCAGUUAUGCAUUAAACAGUAUGUUUGUA